UGGCGGUAGCACUUAAAGCUUCAUUGAGUUCGUCUGGAAACUUUUCACUUUGUAGAUACAUGUGAAAAUUAGGAUAUUUUCUGUGUUGUUUGAGGUCGUGUUUAGGUGUAAACUUGUACAAUGAGCAGCUGGGCGGGUUUUUCUGACGCGGAGCUGCGGAGGAUGCAGCAGAAAGACCCAGCUGUACCCGCAGCGGCAGCCCGCGGUCGGAAACCGCCUCCAACCAGCCGGAGUCGGCAGCAAUUACAGCGUGAGAGAGCCCUGCAGGUAGCCGCUGAGAGGAACGAGGAAGCCGGGUCCCCUGGUCUUCCACCGGAGCAACAGCUCACCAAACCGCCGCAGAAGGAAGAGCAUCGACCUACAGCCCUGUCAGCAGCUUCCGCUGUCAAACAGGAGGAGCAGGAGAAGCUUCCUGCGGUGAAACUGGACGAAAACCAGCAGACGCCUGCAGAGGAGGCGACCCUGGUGGUCAAAGAGCUGGAGAAGCAAGAGGUGGAACUACGAGAAAGGACACGUCUGGAGCAGCUGCAGCAGGAACAAAAACUAAUUGAAGAGCAGAACAAACGAAACAAAGCUCUGCUGGCAAAAACUAUCGCUGAGAAAUCCAAACAGACUCAAGCAGAGGCCGUGAAGCUGAAGAGAAUCCAGAAGGAGCUCCAGGCCCUCGAUGACAUGGUGUCCAACGAGAUCGGCAUCCUGAGAGGAAAGAUAGAGGAGGCCAGCUGGGAAUACACUGCUGCCAGAAAGCGCUACGAGAAGGCCGAGGCCGAGUAUGUGACGGCCAAGCUGGACCUGCACAAGAAGACGGAGCUGAAGGAGCAGCUGACGGAGCAUCUCUGCACCAUCAUCCAGCAGAACGAGCUGCGCAAAGCCCGCAAGCUGGAGGAACUGAUGCAGCAGCUGCAGCUCCAGGCCACCGAGGAGGAGCUGGAGAGGCGGAAGGAGGAAGAGGAGGCGGAGAGCAGGAGAAACUGUGUGGAGGGGAAGGAGUCAGCAGAAGAUGGAGAGGGAACGGUGCAAUUAACCCACAACUGCAGAGCAACAGAAGAAAAGACUGUGGAGGAGGAGAGGGGAGGAGAUGUCCGACAGGUGGAGACGGACGGAGGCUGGAAAACUGUAGAAAACUGUGUUCAGGGUGAGAGUUUGGCCUCCUGAUGCUCAGAGAGGAGAGCUGGGAACCAUCUUCACAACAGAGCUGCUCAUCGCCUUAAUGCUGCCCACCUGACUGAGCGUGAACGUCCUCUGAAUGACAUUUAAACUGUUCCUCAAUUCUACUCACUGCAGAUGGUUUUAAAGUCACAGGUGAAACUCUGUCAUCAGGUUAUUGAUCGGUUCCUGGUCUGCAUGAUGACCAGCUCACACGUUUCACAAAUCCAGUUUUACAGGAUCUCCCCACUGAGAAGAGCUGAACGUGCAAGAACAGGACAAAGGUCCUGAUCCAGCUCGAAUUUCUUUAUAUUUCCAGGAAAACAGUUGCAGCGAUUUAUUAAAUCUAAAUCCAGUCAGAACCAGUCGGUCCAGUUCUUAGAAUCUCUGCAGCUUUAUUCUCCGUCCCAGUCUGAACCCUGCUGGAGAAGCUUUCUCUCAGUCCUCUUCAGAACAGUUCUCCAGGAUCCUUGAAGGACUUUCCAGGAACAGUUCAACAGGAUCCUUGAAGGACUUUCCAGGAACAGUUCACCGGGAUCCUUGAAGGACUUUCCAAGACCAGUUCACCAGGAUCCUUGAAGGACUUUCCAGGAACAGUUCACCAGGAUCCUUGAAGGACUUUCCAGGAACAGUUCUCCAGGAUGCUUGAAGGACUUUCCAGGAACAGUUCUCCAGGAUCCUCCUGCCUUUUGUUCCGUUCUGUGAUCCCACGCUUCUUCAGUAAUGUUGAGGUCCGGGUUCUGGGAUCCGUCCUUUCAUCAGACCUGUUACCACUAAUUUUUAGUCCAGUUCUUGGACCAGAGCAGGUCUGCUACCAGGACUGGACUGGAACUGCUCUGAGGACUGGGUUGGACUGGAUUGGAAAUGGUGGGGAGCAGAAAAACUUUGAAAGACCAUCAGAGAGCUGGAGAACCAGUGAUGAAGACCACUUCAAGAGAUUAUAACAGUCAGACAUGAGGACUGGAUCAGGACUCUGGAUCAGGACUUUUGGAGCGUUGUGGAUGAUGGCCAGUUUUAAAAUACUGAAUUAUUUCCAGGUCUGUAGUCCAGACCCGUUCAGAGUUGAGACAAAGAUGUGGAGUUCCUCCUGACUGGAAAACCAGGAAGAGUCCUGGAGUUCCCAGCUGUGACAGUCAACACUAACCAGACCGGGUCCCGAUAACCAAUAAUCUGAUGGAUCAAUCAAUCAUUUCAGUUUGAUGGUGAACUUUUGGGGCUGUUGGAAAUCUCAAACCGAUUUCAUCUCACUUUGGAUCGAUAAUUAGAUUUAGUUUAGUUAGAAAAAGCCAGCGGAGCUUAAAAUGUUCUUUGUGUGAACCUGAGUUCCUGCUGACAGCAGGUCUGUUCCCUGAUGCCUGAAACCAGCGCUGGACCCAAAUCUGAUAGAAAAGAAGUUAUUAUUAUUAUUAUUGUGGCUUGGAAAAUCCUGGAAAAGUCAUGGAAAUCUGUCCUUAUUGAACCAGGAUCACAGCAGAAUCUGAGACGGAAACUCAAACCAGGAAAGCUUUUUAUUUAAAUGUUCCAGGAAAUCAGAUCCUUUUUUAUUUUUUCUGCAUUACAAUCUGCAUCUUCAGACUGAACUUUUCUAAAUAAUCUUUCCGGGUGGAUUGGGAAGUUUGGGUGUAUGAAAAGCCGAUAAGGAAUGUUGGUUGUCGAUCUGUUUCCUGCAGGUUUGGGAAUGAUCCGCAGGCCUUGGUGCGGGACCAGUCGGAGCAUCUUGCAGCAGUUUCUCCUCAGUUUGCUUUUAAUGUUCUUCCAAACGUGGUUUUACACCACGUGUGAACUAUCCGUAGAGCAGGGGUUCGGCUCUGACGGCGAUCGGUCCCGUUGACUUCCCGGAGACACGGCGGAUCCAUUUGUAUUCCGGACGUGAAGCUGCUGACUGUGGAGUGGUGGAUGAAGCUGGUGCUGGCUUCAUGUUUCACAGCUAAUUCUGCUGUUGUCGCUGCAGCUGAGGCAUCCUCGGCUGUAAGAUGAUAUCUGUUAACGUGUGCAGAUGCUUUCUGCUGCAUGUUCCUGCACAGCUUUGAAGCAGUAUGUCAAACAUAAGAACCUAGUCUGACGUAAAAACAGCAAAUGUGAGCUUAACUAAAGUCUGGCUUAUUAGUUUCUACCUUCUGAGGCUUAUAGAAGUUAUUUAAAUAUUUAAAAUGCUGAUAUUUUACUGGAAUAAACUCUAAAAGCCACGAGCUGAUGUGUCUUUUCACGUUUCAGAGCUGAAGCUGGGAAGCAGUUUGCACGCCGGGUUUUUUUUAACGUUUUGCUGCUUUGAGCUUUUACAGGCCGCCGGUCACAUCUGGCCGUCUGAAGCAGAGGCUGUAAACGCAGCUUUUUUAAUUAGUCAGGAGGCCGCGCGCCCACCGUCCUGCCUGUCCAAGGUCAGAGUUUGAUGUCCUUGGCUGCAGAUUUCACCUCAGAUUCACCAAAUUAAGUCAAAUAGUUCAAAUAAAACACUGAAGUUCUUGUAUUUAUGUCACAUCUGUCCUGCAGAUAAAGGUCUGCAGAUUCAUGAUGCAGUUCUGCAACAAUAAAUAUGCAAAAUGU
Messenger RNA from Melanotaenia boesemani (Boeseman's rainbowfish), 3690 nucleotides. RefSeq names its product golgin, rab6-interacting (gene gorab). The transcript has 5 exons. Bases 121 to 1155 code for a protein of 344 amino acids. NCBI's taxonomy places the organism in Eukaryota, Metazoa, Chordata, Actinopteri, Atheriniformes, Melanotaeniidae. Gene Ontology annotation, biological process: non-motile cilium assembly. The record is from RefSeq and is a predicted model, not a curated record.